Carassius carassius (crucian carp) is the source of this 1494-nucleotide messenger RNA. Its product is annotated as tumor protein p53-inducible nuclear protein 2-like. Bases 401 to 1186 code for a protein of 261 amino acids. Gene Ontology annotation, cellular component: nucleus; autophagosome. The record is from RefSeq and is a predicted model, not a curated record. NCBI's taxonomy places the organism in Eukaryota, Metazoa, Chordata, Actinopteri, Cypriniformes, Cyprinidae. The transcript is spliced from 4 exons. Gene Ontology annotation, biological process: positive regulation of DNA-templated transcription; autophagosome assembly.
UAUUCUGAUCUGCGGAUCAGCUGGGCGAAGCAAUAACAUCACAAACAAUAUCUGCUUUUUCAUAUUUUGUACUACCUCAUAUAAAAAGAAUACCUAAAGCUAUGCUUUAAGAUUUUUGUGGUUUUUAAUUGUGUGGUCGUCGCGUUUACAACUUGAAUAAUUUUGCAGGUAAGACAGAUCUUUGCACCAAGUGAGACCUUAUAUUACACUGCGCCUUCUCUGAGACUCAAAAAAGGCCAAUACACCUGUGAUCAACCUGCCAUCUGUUACAUCACAGAAAAACAACAUUAGUUACUAUAGUUAAUAUAAUAGCUAUUUAAAAAAAAUAAAAAAAUCUUAUAAGGCAGCUAUCCCUCAGGAAACAAAAAAAAACCUGUGACCUUUGACCUCCGAGACAGCCAUGUUCCAGCGGCUCACCAGUUUGUUCUUUGGAAGUGAAGAAGAACUUACUCCAGAGCUGAAGGGACCGAAGCCCUGUGUGUGUGAGGCUGAUGAAGAGGGAUGGCUCCUGGUCAAUCUGAACGGUGAGGAUGGGCCAGAGGCAGCAUCAGUAGCAUGUGCCCGUCCCCGCAGUGAAUGUCAUGCAUCUCCUCCCACCUGCAGAAACCGCAGGACUAGAUCAGGCAGGAUACAGGCAGCACAUGCUCCCUCCCCUCCCAUCAGCUCUCCUCCUGAUCCCACCUCCUUCUCUCACCUUGAGUCAGUAGAAGUGAAUGUGUUGAUAAGCGAGCGGGGAUCAUGUUCCUGCAGCAUGGAUGAGAGCUGGUUUGUCACCCCUCCGCCCUGUUUUACUGCAGAGGGAGCCACGGCGGAGGCCAGCCCCAUGGAGGACCUCCUCAUCGAGCACCCCAGCAUGUCUGUGUACGUCUCCGCUGGCCCUCUCCCUGCGGUGGAAGAGAGCACCACCAGCCUGGCUGGCAGUGUCAGCGGGAUGUCUGAAUCCGCAGUGCCAGCUGUGACCAGGAGCACACGGGUGACCCGAGGAGCAGCCGCACAGGCAGGGGCCCUGGCUAAAGUCACCCAGGUCUCCAGGGUCCAGAGGGCCAAAGCCCGCACUGAGCGGCGCCACCUGGCUCGCAACCGCAUGCAGCGUCAAAACCGUGUGCGUGAACAGGUCCAACGGCGUGCGACCCACACCCGCAACUCCUUCCUGCACCAACCGUGCCAGCGCAACAUCUGCCACUGAUGCAUCAAAGUUUACAUUGAGGGCAUUAUUACACACCCCAAGAAACCCACACCUUCCAAUGAAUCCCCUACCUUCUUAAUUUACCUCUGAAGUCCUCCUUUUGUUUUUACUGGUGUUAUGUUAAUAAUAUUAUUCAGUUUCAUAUUAAUCAGGUUUGUUUUUGAGCCUAAAUCAGUUUCCCAGUCUGGGAGUAUAGCUGAAAAGGAGACACAUGUAAACUCUGUAUCCCUCUAAAUGUAUAACAAUGACACUUCAGGUACAUGGCACUGCUCGUUGACAUAUAAUCACUUUAAAUUGUCAAAAAUAAA